AUGGGACAAUUUCUUGAAAGAAUUGAUUCUAAAGAUGAAAAAAAUGUAAAUGAAUCAACAGAUGUUCCAAUAUGGGAUUGUCUUUUAUUAACUGCAAGAAAUGAGAAACAACGAAAUAUAUUCCUUCAACAACUUCAACAUCUGCGCUUAAAAGAAAGAAAUUUUUGUAAAGAAUAUGUUGUUUUGGCAGACAAACCGGAGGGGGUAAGAAUAGGUUCUGGUGGUGCAACCCUUAAUGCUCUUUUAAUAUUUGAAAAACUUUUUGGAAAUAAUUUUAAAAAUGUUCGUUUAUUAUUAUUGCAUAGUGGUGGCCUUAGUCAAAGAAUUCCUCAUGUUGCAUUAACUGGUAAAGCAUUUAUGUUAAUGCCUGACGGAAAAACUUUAUUUGAACAUAAAUUAAUUGCUUAUAGAAAAUUGUUAAAUUCUUUUUCAAAUUUUGGCGGUUUUUUGUUUAUUACUUCAGCAGAUGUUUUGGAAUAUUUCCCAAAUGAUUUCUGUAUUUCAAAUAUUCCAAAAGAAAUUUCUUUAUUUUUGAUAGCACAUCAAUCAAAUUUAGAUGUUGCUACACAACACGGAGUUUAUGUUUUGAAAGAAAAAGGAGAAGUUUAUAAUGUUUUGCAAAAACCAAGUAUUGAACAAUUAAAGAAAGUUUGUGGAGCUAUUUUGGAACCAAAUGAAUUUAGUCCUUUUGAGACGGCAUUGACUGAUAGUUGCUAUAUUAUUGGCCCGGAAUUGAUUGAAAAUUUAAUUAAAAAUAGAAAAGAGAAUGGUAAAUUUUUAAAUUAA
Molecule: messenger RNA, 786 nt
Organism: Meloidogyne enterolobii
Lineage: Eukaryota; Metazoa; Nematoda; Chromadorea; Rhabditida; Meloidogynidae
Source: the annotation of a GenBank genome assembly